AUGAGCAUGGACGGCCGUCAGGUGGUGGUGACCACCCCUCCCCCGCCUGGCGGAGGGACUAAGGAGCGCUAUUUCGACCGGGUCAACGUCAACGACCCGGAGUACCUCAGGACCAGGAACAUGUCGCCCGAUCUCCGGCAGGACUUCAACGUCCUGGAGCAGAAGAAACGUGUCACGCAGAUCCUUCAGAGUCCCGCCUUCAAGGACGAGUUGGAGGGCCUGAUCCAAGAGCAGCUGAAGAAGGGGAACAACCCCACGGGCCUGCUGGCUCUCCGACAGAUCGCUGACUUCUUCAUGGCCAGCUCCGUGGCCGGCUUCAACACCUCCCCCCUCAGUCUGGGGAUGGUCAAUCCCAUCAACGACAUGUACGGGGUGGAAUCCACGACUUUGGUGAAAGGCGAGAAGCUGAUCCGUUGCAAACUGGCCAGCCUCUACAGACUGGUGGACCUGUUCAGCUGGGCCCACUUCGCCAACUCCUACAUCUCGGGCCGCGUCAGUAAAGAGCAAGACCACAUCCUCAUCAUCCCCAGAGGGCUGUCGUUCGCCGAGGCGUCCGCAUCAAACCUGGUGAAGGUCAACAUCCUCGGGGACGUGAUCGACCAGGGCUCCACAAACCUGAGGAUUGACGCCGUGGGCUUCAGCCCCCACUCGGCCAUCUACUCCAUGCGCCCCGACAUCCGCUGCGUCAUCCACGUGCACACGCCUGCCACGGCUGCCGUGUCGUCUAUGAAGUGCGGCAUCCUGCCCAUUUCCCAGGAGGCGCUGAUCCUGGGUGACAUCGCCUACUUCAACUACCAGGGCAGCCUGGAGGACCAGGAGGAGCGCCGCGAGCUGCAGAAGGCUCUGGGACCUUCAGCCAAGGUGCUGGUGCUGAGGAAUCACGGUGUGGUGGCUCUCGGGGAGACCAUCGAAGAGGCCUUUCACUACAUCUACAACGCCCAGUAUGCCUGCGAAAUCCAGGUGAAUGCCAUCUCAUGUGCCGGCGGCGUCGACAACCUGAUAGUGCUGGAUCAGGAGAAGUACAAGUCGCGGGUGUUUGCCGUGGCCAACAACGCAGCCGUCAACAUGGCCGGCCAGUACAAGUGGAAGGUCGGCGAGAUGGAGUUUGAGUCUCUGAUGAGGAUGCUGGAUAACCUGGGCUACAGGACAGGCUAUGCCUACCGGCACCCCAUCAUUCGGGACAAGCCGAGGCACAAGAGCGACGUGGAGAUCCCGGCCACCGUCACAGCAUUCAUGUUCGAGGAGGACGGGGACAGCGCCACGCGACUGCCCUUCAAGUUCCUGCAGCAGCGGCAGCAGAGGGAGAAGACGCGCUGGCUCAACUCCCCCAACAGCUACACCAAGGUCAGCGUGGAGGCCGGAGACGAGCGCCACCAGAGCCGGGCAACCACGUGGAUGAGAGGGGAGGAGACAGGAACCCCGAUCCGGAUCGAGGACCCCAAUCAGUUCGUCCCCCUCAACACAGACCCUACCGAGGUGCUGCAGAAGAGAAACAAAAUCAGAGAGCAGAACAGGUUUGACAUGAUGUCUUCAGGACCGCGCUCUCAGCACCUCGCCGGCAUCCCUGUAGACGAACCACGACGGCCAUACGUGCCCACAGAGGAGGAGCAGAUGGCUCCCCUGCCUCCCAACCCCUUCAGUGAGCUGUCAGAGAAAGACCUGGAGGAGUACCGCAAAAACGUGGAGAGGAGGCAACUGGGCCUCAGCGAUGGCGAGCACGAGCUAACCUCCGACGACGGCUCCACUCUCUCUCAGUCUCUGUCCCUCACCCAGUCCCCGCAAAGCACUCCAGCUAAAGAAGAGAACCACACGGGCCUGAUGAACGGCAAGGACGACCACGGCGACGCGGACGAGGAGCUGUCCAAGCGCGUCAGCCAGCUGACCACCAGCGUGGAGAGCGUGGAGAUCACGGUGCGCCCCGGCGAGAAGAUCGAGGAGGCGCUGUCCCCCGAGAGCUCGCCCUCCAAGUCCCCCAACACCAAGAAGAAGAAGAAGUUCCGCACCCCGUCCUUCCUCAAGAAGAACAAAAAGAAAGAGAAGGCGGAGGCCUGAGGCGCAAAAAACAGGCAGCCGGGGCGAGGCAGGCAGGAAGAGCGUCAGCUGAGGAGGAGAAAGAAGGGGCGUCAGCCGCCUGUUUUGUUUAACGUCUGUGUUUUUAUUUUGUCUUUGUUUUCAAUGUCGUUCGAUGUCUUUUGUUUUUAAUUUUAUCUGAUUUUUUUUUUUUUUUUUUUAACAAAUGGUUCUUUUAUGUACAAAAUGUUAAGCAGAAGAAAGAAAAAGAAUGAAUUGGUUGUGUGACAAAAAAAGAUGUCUCCUGCAAAAAAUACAGGGAAAUUAUGGGGUGGGUGGGCUACCAAACUGAAAGCUGCAGCAAAGGUGGCGUUGACACCUUAUCUCCCAUGUAGCGCUCAACCAGGGCUCCUUGUAAGGUGUCAUGUGAGACCCCAUAGAUCCUAAAUAAUGGCUCAUCCUGUGUUGUGCCCCAGCCUGAUAAUGGAACUUGGAAAGCGCCCGGUGGGUUUCUCGCUUCAAAAUCAUUAGCCACACUUUGGCAGGUCUGGAUACGGCAUCAUCAAGCUGCACAAGUUUCAGCCGUGCAUACAGAAAGCCCUCUUGUCUUUCUAAGUCUCCUUUUGCAUAUUCUUCUCGUCACUUGACUCUUUAUAGGGAACUGAGAGGCCACACAAAAUGGAAGUCACACUGGAAAAAAAACACAACUGGUCUCAGAGUGAAAAGAAAGCAAAAAACAGCCGCGGGGCUUGUGUUGAUUUCUUCACUCUGAGAGAUCUUUCUCUUUUCUCUCUCCUUCGCUCUCUUUCACACUCCUCAAGCUUCUUUGUGCGCAGGCCUUUGAUACCAAGCUAUUCUUCGGCGAGCUGUGGUGGAUCUGCGACACCACAGACGUGUUGAAUGGCAUACUGGGCUGCGCACUCAUCUCAGAACAGCAUAGGAACAGAAAAUGAGCUCUCGCGGUCCAUCUCGGUCGACGUCGGCAUCAUCUGGAAGAGCCGCCGAGCCGCUCGGCACAUUCACAUCGCAUUUCCACAUCUCUGUCUUCUUUUCUUCAUCUCAAUGGGUUAUUUGCCAAACUAAAAGGAAGAACGGAAAAAAAAAAAAAAAACAAUCACGUUUUAGUGAGGCGUCACUGUUUGUGCAAACUUGUGAACACGUUUAGAUCAGGCUACACGAGUCAUCUCAUGAAAUUUCGGUAUUUUUUUUUAAUUGAACGCAUAUUUGGUAUUAGUCGACUGUUUUGUAUUCAUUUCUAUGCUUUUACAGAGAAAUGUUAAGCAUGUUUUUUUUUGCAAGAAUUUAUAUGGCUGACUAUGUUCUUUAGUGAUGCCUGGUUGCUCAAAUGAUAUUCUAGUCUUCAGAUUACUAAAAUUUACUAUAUAACACAGAUAUAUGAAAACUGGAUAUGUUGGCUAUAGAUUUUUAACUAUAUAUUUUUUAUUUUAUUGUGCUGCACUUUUUUUUUCCUUGUAGUAUAUAACACAUUUUAGUUGCAGGUGGUUUCACCACUGAAGGAGAUUGUAGAGUAUCAGAAGGGUUGGGGUGGAGGGUCGGGGGAGGGGAGGGGAGCAAGUAGCAAGCUCGGCGCGGCGUACGGAGAGACGUUCAGGACUCAGAAAGUGAGUUGUAACCGGGAAAGAAAAGUCUUUUCAUUGGUGUCACACAUGGAAAAAAAAAAAUCCCUCUACUUCUCAACAAAAGUCAACAAAGAGACAAAUGCUGCAUAAGGCUGUCCGCAUUGGCCAGCUGAAAUAAGAAUCCUGGGUCUCGGAGUGUGGAGCAGUGAUGUUGUUUUGUGUGUUUGUGUGUGCGUGUGUGUGUAUGUAUGUGUGUUUUAAAGCCAUAAUGUAAUUUUUUUUUUUUAAAAAAACUUCUCCAUUGUUUUAAUCAUGAGACAAGGGUUGCGAUUCUCGUCUGCCUGCUCGGGCAUCAAGGACCCUUUCAAGACCUCUGUUAAAAUCACCCCAGUGACUGCAUUCAACAGCCUCAGGCUCCCAAACAGUCAGCAUCUUUUUUUUUUUUUUGUUGUUUUGUUUUGUUUACAUAAACCCAGUAGCUACAUCCACGAGAAGCUACGCCCGCUAGAUUAAUUUGCCAUUUACGUCCUCCUUGAACUGGAAUCUGCGAAGGAGGCCACGUCACCGUUGAAUCAUUUUGUUUUGGUUACACUCUGGUCGCCUGGUCAUCAUUUCAACCCCAGCCCUAAAGCAUAGUGAUCGUGUUUGGAACCGUCAGAUGACCCACAGUUGAACCCUGCGAAGCCAAAGUGUGACGGGUUGCCACACAUCCUCCCCCCGCAGUUUUACCAGAUGUACCAAUAUCCCAGCUAGCAAUGUGAAAUAUUGGAUUUGGAGGGUGGGAGGGAGGCUCAGGCACAUCUUAAGCUGUGUUAAACAAUAGCUUUUGGCUUUCGGCUACCGGCGAAGAGCUUAGGUCACACAACUGGAAGGUGGUGAGGGGACGUGUGAGUUUGGAAAUGGAAGUGUAUUAUGUGUGUAGUAGAGAGGGGGGGGGCAGGGGGGAAGGAGAAGCUGACACUAACACACCAUGUUUCUUUUUUUUUUUUUUUUUUUUUUAUCGCUCCAACUGUCCUUUGCUUUCAUAGCAUUUCUCCCGGAAAGUUUUCUCUUCUUUAUUUCCCAUCCUCCAUUCGUAUCGCUUUCUUUUUCCCCCUCUUUCUCCUAGUUUGCAGACGGCGCUCCGCUUUUCUUAUUAACCAUUUUACGAGCUCCAAGUGCUCCCAGUUGAAUUGAAUGUGCAUCGCAUUCUUUUUAUUUUGUUUAUUUUCUCUUUUUCCGACCGUUUGCACCUUGUUUUACUAAUGCCUCUCUAUCCACUUUUUUUUUCUUCUGUUUUAAAAAAGACAAACAAACAAAAAAAAAAAGAAUAAAAGAAUGAGUUUUGCUUUGGCAUGCCAGAAUGAGCCAAGCUACUUUGUGACCUGUGAAAAUCCUAUAUAAAUGGUUAUCUAAUGGAGUUGCUUUUAGAUGUAUUGCUAAUCAGUGUAAAUUCACAAAUAAAACUGUAUUUUAAGAAA
This is a messenger RNA of Myripristis murdjan (pinecone soldierfish), 5050 nucleotides long. RefSeq names its product adducin 3 (gamma) a (gene add3a). Gene Ontology annotation, cellular component: postsynaptic density; cytoskeleton; plasma membrane. The record is from RefSeq and is a predicted model, not a curated record. The transcript is spliced from 14 exons. The coding region runs from base 1 to 2052 and encodes 683 amino acids. Gene Ontology annotation, biological process: barbed-end actin filament capping. NCBI's taxonomy places the organism in Eukaryota, Metazoa, Chordata, Actinopteri, Holocentriformes, Holocentridae. Gene Ontology annotation, molecular function: actin filament binding.